Messenger RNA from Kuraishia capsulata CBS 1993, 1881 nucleotides. RefSeq lists its product as uncharacterized. The transcript has a single exon. The record is from RefSeq and is a predicted model, not a curated record. Bases 1 to 1881 code for a protein of 626 amino acids. Lineage: Eukaryota; Fungi; Ascomycota; Pichiomycetes; Pichiales; Pichiaceae.
AUGUCAAGGAGCUCGAAGAGUUCUGAUGAGGUUUAUUCGUGGCAUGGUGAUACACCCAUUAAGGUUGAUAAGGUAAUCAAGAAGAGAAGAGGUCCGCGCGAUUAUGUUUUGAACGUGACUGAGCUGCCUAUUGUUCCAGAUGCUCGUCGAGUCCCACAAGUACAGAAGAUGGGAUUUUCGGCACCGUCGGUGCCGGUGGUGGAGACUGCAGCUCCUAAUCCUGAGAAAAGCGAAACCGUAGAGGAACAGGAGAUGGUCAAUCCACUUGAACAGGAUAACCUCUCGCUACUGAAUAUGGGAAUUGACUCAAUGACCAAUAGGAGUACAGAUCCAGUUAUGUUCAAACACGAGUUUGCGCCCGACUCGGAGGGCCUGGUAUGGUUGGACCCGCACACCACGUUUAGUGAGUCCAUCCUGGCUGCGUAUCGCAACUAUCUCAAAGCCGUGAUAAGGCAAGACGAUGGGGCCAUCAUGUUCAAUGACCUUAAGAUUACGAAGGCAAAACGAGUGCCACAAUUGCGGUUUCCCGUGAUUAUUCAGAUACAACGCGCUCGGCAUACCGUGCCGCUUCCAGAUGAGAUCCUCCUUCGCUAUGGUGGAUUCAUGGGAGAGUCUGGAUUGCACGAGAAAGAGGCCCCCGGCAUUUUGUGCCAGAUUUUGGCGACUGAAGAGGCUGAACAAAAAUCAAAGGGCCAGGAAUCGGAUUCUACGAAAUAUACGAAAGAAGAGGCUGUAGAUAUGUUGAACAAACUAUAUGAGCCUGAGUCUAAUGUUCCGCCACGGAUCCCCAUAAAGAAGAGAAGGGCUUCAAAACCGGCUCCUUUUGGCGCUAAUACAAGAAGACUGCUGGCUGCUGUCAACUCGCGGAUGGAUUUCCUGAACGGCCUGACAAGAACCCAUAGAGAAGAGUACUACACCAGUCAGAUACUCAAACUUGAUGAUAAAUUGUCAACCUUGUGCAGCAGAUAUCCCGAGGACAAUCCCGAGUUUGCGGAAAUCGCCAAAGACUUAGCAGAGGCCCGCGAUUACGAGCUUCUCAGACUGGAGUAUUCGAUCAGAUACAGGAGAAAUCAGGCCACCAAGGAAUACUAUAGCAACGCUCUUGAGUCCUACAGACAAACGUGCGAGUCUUCGGUGACCAGACUCGUGAAGCUGAAAAACUUCCUCACGAUGCAGAAACAUCUUCUUCAGGGAAAAGAGACUUCAUUAGACAUAUCCCUUGCGAAGAGCGAGAAGCCUUGGAAAGUGUUCAAGAGCUCUAGUGAUGGCGGUAUUUUGAAGCUCGAGGUAGACCAGCCAAUCGUGACCAGAGAAGGUACUAUCACUUCCCCCUCCAAUUCAGUGCAGAAUUCAGGCUCAGAGCAGUCAACUUCUGAAGAAGACGAAAUGUCCAAGCGGAAGGUUAAGUUUUUCAAAGUAGCCAGCCAGCCGUUGGACGAGUACUCAUCCAUGGUGACUGACGAGGAGUUCCAGCAGUUGGUUGCGGAAGAUGCAAAAACUUACAACAGACUUGUGAAUCACUAUAGUGCAAGUAUGGGUCUGGAUUCGAUUCAAGACGCAAUUGCCGAUUUCAAAGCCACAGAGAAGGUUCAUUCGACUCCGAUGAGUUUCACCAGCACUUCUGCGAGGCACACUCGUGCAAGCAGAGCAAAUCUGGGCAUGUUAAACGUCAUAACCCAGAAUUCCGAUUCCGACGCAUCGGAACCUUCAACCACAACCCCAAGAUCUCCACGAGGAGAGUUGGAGAAGCAACAACCCUUGUUCGGUAAGCCAGAAGCGGCUCAAAUGGCCAGGGUAAUGCGCAAAUACACUGCUCCGGCAGGACUAGGGCAGGAUGAGAUAGACGAGGAUCUCCAGGCGUUGGGAGGCUUACGCGCGUAA